ACCUCCAGUCCGUAUACCAAGCCGCCCACGCGCACCCACCCAGCGCCCCUCGUUUGUAUCGCCUCCCCGGUUCCCUGCUGCUUCCGAGCAGUUGCGGCGGCUACUUUGGCCGACGGCGAACCCACUGUAUCCUCGGAAGAUUUGCAGGCAUCAUGUCUGACACUAGUAGUAGUGAUGGAGUGGCAGUCCUAGGUGAUGCUGGAGAAGCUAACAAUUAUGAGCAGCUAUUGCCUGCUACUGAAGCACAGCCGCCUCCUACUCCAACUUCUAGAAUUUCAGUUAGGAAAGCCGUAGAAGUAAUCGAGACAUUCGAUGAGUACAAGAGAUGGCUUGUUACUGAAAUUGGGUUCGGUGGAAUGUUAAAGCUGCCUAUGCUCCAGAAGCUUAACCUCAAGUUCAGUGCUUGGACUAUGAGCAAGGUAUGCGUCGAGCGUCGAGCAAUUGUUCUGUCAGAAACCAAGAUUCUCAAGUUUUUUGCGGAGGACAUACACAAGGUGUUCGGCAUACCAUGUGGACACCGGAAUGUUAAAGGGCGUGAUGGAUUCAUUAAGCCAGAAGCUGUAAGAUUUAUUAAAACCACACUAGGGAUGGAUAGGACAGGAGUGCAUAGCCUACGCGCUGCCGAGGAAUUCCUUUUGCGUGACAUUUCCGAGACGUCCAGCAAGCUAGAGAAGGAUUGCUUCCAGAUUGCAUUCAUCAUUUUUGUGAUGGGGCAUGUGCUGGCACCCAGAACAAAACAUGAUUAUGGAACGAUAGACUACUGGGGUGCGCUGGCAAACACGGAGAAUAUUGCACAAUUCAACUGGUGUGAGUUUGUACUGGAGUUUUUGCUCGAGGGAGUCAGGCGGCUUAAGAAUGACAUGAUGGCCAACAACCCGAACACCAACCUGGUUGGUUGCCACUUGUUUUUGCAGAUUUUCUUCCUCGACAACGUUGACCUGAGACUUUUCAACAAGAAGCAUAAUGUCCUUCCUCGGAUUAGUGACUUUGACCAAAACAGCAUCAGAAACAUGAUAACCAUGGCAACCGACAUUGGGAAGGGCCCUGCAUCAUACAAAAAAUGCAUGAUUCGACAGGGCCAUGAUAUAUGCUAUGGACGCUGCAACAUCCAAGAUUCUACUGAGAGAAGCUCCAACAAGCAACUAGUAGGUGGUAAUAUGGAUCAACAUCACAGCAACCCAACCAAUGACAGGGAGGAUUCAGUGCAUGCAUCAUCAUCUGCAGCUGUCAACCUCAUGGAUGUGCAGACACCUCUACGAGCGCUCGGGCCAAUUGAUUUUGCAGAGCAUAUGCGUACCCGAUACCCUAGCUUGGUCAAGGACGAGUUGAGUUUCAUACUAAAGGAGCAGAAUGCCAAAUGCCAGCGUGAAAUCAACACUGCUCGUGUCAAUGUGCAGGCAGACAUGAUUAAGUUUGUCGACAAGCUGAUGACAUCGAUCAGCAAGAGGUGCAUUUGCUAUGCUGCUCGAGGUUUUACUGACUGUCCAGCAAGAGCAAUUCAGCCAUGCCCAGGGGUCGAAAUUCAGACUCCUAUUGGCCCGAAAAUCCCAGGCGUUAGGCUCGACAUGUCUGCUUGCAAAGGUACCACGUCUCGCCCCAGGUCUGAUGGUGAUGAUCAGGGAGAACAGCAGCAGAACAAGCGGGCGCGCAAUGAUGAAGGAGCAGUCGCAGCCAUGACAGAACAGAUUAUUCUGUUUGCAAGGCAGACCCUACAGUCAGUAAGCAAACUGUUUAUUGACCUUCCGAACGAUGGCAGUACAACGGUGUUUGGACAGAAGGCAGUCGUGCUUCCAGGAAGAAAAUAUGUUUUUAGGGCUGGUUUCCAAACUGACCCAUGGAUCAGGGGGGUUGUACCGUGCCCACCUCAGCCCUAUGUGUCUGAACAGUUGGAAGGGUUCUUCAGUACGGCACCACCAGGAGAGCUAUCUAGGAACUUCCUUGUGCAUGAGAACCCAAGGUUCUUACGAAUAACCGGUGCAGCGAUGAGAAUGCAGUUGGUUCAAGACGAGCCGAUUGACCACGAGCUGAUGUUAGUGAUUAUUAGAAGGUACUGUCAGGCUGAUCAGGAAGCAAACAAACACUCGCCGUAUCUAACAUGGAGGCAUCCACUUGAACCAGAGUUCUCGACACUGGUAUUGUCAGAUCAUGAUUAUGUCCAUACGAUGUCUAUCCAGAAACCAUUAGGGGCGGAUGCGCUUAAGUAUGACAUCAUAUCAGCUCAGCUGUUCUUCAUGCCCGUCCCACGCCCCGAAGGAUGGAUUGUAAUUUUUUGGGACAUGGUCACCCGCACGAUGUUUGUUAUCGAACCGAUGUACCACAAGAAAAGCCGACCCCUGACCACUCAUGAGAGGGACGAGAUUAUUGCUUGGAAGCUACACGAUGCCCUGUUCAAUUGCUUAGAUGAGUACUAUGCUGGGUGGCCCGUCAACAAAGAGAGAUGGAAUGUCAAGUUCCCCUGCUCUUGCCGAUAGCAUUUUCACUAAAAAUGAAACAGGUGCUUGCGUUGUUCACAUCACCGCCCAUUUCGACGGCAAGAAGCUAAAGCUUCCGCUAACCAAGCACACCAUAUCAAAGACAAAGCGGGAAACGCUUUACGAGUGCAUGAAGUUGCAGGGCAAUUUCUCUUCCCACGCACGCGACACUCUGUGGCGCCUCCUUGCACUGUCAGACUCCAUAUUUGAAUCAGAAUGAGUCACCCUUCUAUAUUUAUGUGUCUUUCAAUCUAGCCACUUGAUAAUAAGUGUCUUACAACUUAAGCCCCCACAUCCGGUGUGUGAUCCAAGUCGAUGCCCGAGCGCCUCAUAGCUCAUCAUUGUAUUCAUGAAUUCGAAGUCCAAAUCAUAAGACCUGUACAUAAGAGCGAGCUACGCAAAGGGACAACAAGAACCUGCUUAUGAGGCCAGCAUGCAAGUUGUCGUCUGCCCUUUGUUUUGGAUCCACCACAUACUCCGCCGAAUCUGGAACGCCACUAUCGACCACUGCAUUUGCUGGUGUCAUCGGUGAAUCAGAAUGUAGCCUGGUUGGUUCAGCUCCACCGUCUAUAGCUUGACCUGCAAUACAAAACACAUUCCACGUGUUAGCCCAGUACAAACUGAAGAGCUGAAUGAAGCUCUGGGACACUGGGCUCUAGUGGGUGUGCAAACUGAACCGACGGCACUCUGGAAUCUAUUGGCGGUGCAAAUUGAAGAGCUGGGACACUGGACUCUACCGGUAGUGCUACCGUGCUUUGUCCGGCGAUCCGCAAGCGCGGUGAAUCAUCUGUCCGUGCUGCCAGCUCUGUCCAAUGCCAUCACAAUCUCUAUUAAGCAUGGAUCCUCUGCAUCAAUUUGCCGGAUGCGGCUCUGCCUUCUGGCUUCAUAACCACUUUCAUUGAUUACAACUGGCUGCUCUCGAUCCCUAACGGCUUGCGUUUCUCUACCUGCAACACAUCGAUGCUGAAUCGUAUCCAUCACAUUCUGCACAUAGUACACAAAGGACAAAAGUUAUUUGAACAGCAAUCACAAUCACAUGUUCCGUGCAACGGGGUGAAGAACAACUAGUGCAAUUUGUAGUUGAAGUUUGUCCGAAACAUACCAUUUUCCUGGCUCCGGGACCUGGACCCUUCAAAGCUCAUUUCAUCCUCUGACUGAGCAGUUGAAUUGGUGUUCUUCAUGUGGCCAUUUUCAGCGCUGAUAAUAGCCAGCAAGCCAGGUUGACCAGUGACACCUUCAUUAUUAAUUACAUCUGCCUCGUCAUACGAGUCAUACACUGGAACUGCAAAUUUUGAAAUGCAAUUAUCAAUAAACUAACAUUUCAGAUUCUCUUGCUCAUCCAUAGCAUAAUGCAUCAAUGUUAUGGUUGUCUUGAGUGCCCACCUGUUGGUUCGGUACAAUCGCUCCCAAGCUCCUCAACAACAAAACCUUGAUUCCUUAUAGCAAGCUGCAUAUCAUUUGAUAUAUGUUCUUCAGCGUCAGUCUGUGCAACGCCUGUCAGUGUGGCCAUGGUCUGGUUCUGACCACUCAAGUUGUCUUCCCCUUCGGCUGCUCCUUCUUCGGCACCUCCUGUGUCCAUGUUGGCACUGUCCAAGCUUGGAUCGCCAUUAUGUGCUCCCACUCCUGCAUUUCCAUUGUUUGCUGCAAAGAGCUGAAAGUUUGCCAAUGAAGAUUAUUAGUAAGCAGACACUAAAGCAUCAUGACAUCGACAAUACUUCAAGUUUGCUCUGUUUUACCGAAUUAGUUGUAGCUGCCAUUAGAGGGUGCCACAUCCAUACUUGCUGCAGCAUGUAUCCUUCUGGCCUGGUCUGUAAAACACAUUUACAUUUUCAUCAUUUUCAUCAUUGUAUGAUUGUGUCUCUCAUCAAAAUAAUAGUGUAAUUACCGGGUAA
Triticum urartu is the source of this 4363-nucleotide messenger RNA. The record is from RefSeq and is a predicted model, not a curated record. Lineage: Eukaryota; Viridiplantae; Streptophyta; Magnoliopsida; Poales; Poaceae.